Molecule: messenger RNA, 3605 nt
Organism: Lotus japonicus
Lineage: Eukaryota; Viridiplantae; Streptophyta; Magnoliopsida; Fabales; Fabaceae
Product: DNA-directed RNA polymerase 1B, mitochondrial-like
Exons: 19
Coding region: 196-3168 (990 amino acids)
Biological process (GO): mitochondrial transcription
Cellular component (GO): mitochondrial DNA-directed RNA polymerase complex
Molecular function (GO): DNA binding; DNA-directed RNA polymerase activity
Source: RefSeq, a predicted model, not a curated record
AUUAUCAAAAGAGAGGCAGCACAGCAGACACUCAUUCCUCUCUUCUUCUUCUUCUUCUCUUGCACUUUCCCUCUGAUUCCUUCUGCAUUGAAAUUUUCUCGGGAAAAUCUUCCCAUUCAUGACCUCUCUGCAUCUUUCAUCUACUACAACCUCAAAUGCUCCAUUCUGAAUCACAACUACUCCCUCCAUCCAGCAAUGUGGGCGCACUUAGCCAAACGAACUUUUCAAAGGAACUUCAAGUUACCCUCUUAUUCCCCUUCAACUAGAUUUUCUCAGCACUCGAAUUUUCUCGAGAAAAUACUGCAACCCCGGAAUCAAUCGACAUGCCCAGUUUCUGGUUCUGCCCAAGUUGGGGUCUUUACAUCGAUUAACGAACUGGGUCGAUCAAAUUUCUCUCUUUUCGAAUACCCUUUUGGUUUAAAUUCGAGUUUGAAGCUAGCUAGAGGCUACGCAAGCGUUGCAGAAGCUAUUGUGUCGUCGUCGGAUACUGAAGAGGACUGUUCUGGUGGUGCCAAUGAAGUGAAGCAAAUGGUGAAGAAGGAAGUGAAGGGAAAGCCUCUAUUGGACCGGAAGGCCAAAUACAAGGACACAAUGCUUAGGAAGAGGCAGGUGAAGAUGGAGACAGAGGCAUGGGAAGAGGCUGCAAAAGAAUAUCAAGAGUUGCUGGAGGAUAUAUGUGAGCAGAAGCUUGUGCCUAAUUUGCCUUACAUGAAGUCUCUGUUCCUUGGUUGGUUUGAGCCUCUAAAGAGUGCCAUUGUCGCGGAGCAGGAGGUUUGCAAGAAAAGUCAUCGGAAGAUGACACAUGCUCCUUAUUUUAACGAUUUGCCUGCAGACAAGAUGGCUGUGAUUACAAUGCAUAAGUUGAUGGGAUUGUUGAUGACCAAUCAUAAUGGGAUAGGCUGUGCUCGAGUGAUUCAUGCUGCACUUCAAAUAGGGGAAGCCAUUGAAAAUGAGGCAAGAAUAUACAGAUAUAUGGGGAUGACAAAGAAGAAAAGGAAGAAGAAUGGAACAACCACUGAAGAGCCUGAUGGUGAAUUUUAUCAUGCAGCCAUAGAAAAUGGUAAACUUUCUGAUGAGAAAGAGAAAGAGGAAAAGGUUAAACAGAAGAAUAAGGUUCACAAAAAAGUUUCUAGUUUGAUAAAACAGCAGAAGAUGCAACAAGUGAUGGGAAUAAUUAAGGGAUUAGAUGAUUGGAAGCCUUGGGGACAAGAAGCUAGAGCAAAGGUUGGCUGCCGCGUGAUGCAACUAUUAAUAGAAACAGCCUACAUACAAUCACCUGUCAGUCAAUUGGGAGGUUCUCCACCAGAUAUACGCCCUGCAUUUAAGCAUACUUUUAAAACAGCUAUGGCUGAUUCACAGAAGGACAUUAGGAGAUAUGGUAUCAUUGAAUGUGACCCUUUGGUGACGAAAGGGUUAGAAAAGUCUGCCAAAAACAUGGUCAUCCCAUACUUGCCAAUGUUGGUGCCACCUAAUAACUGGACAAGAUACGACAAAGGCGCAUACUUGUUUCUACCAUCUUAUGUUAUGAGAACCCAUGGAGCAAAGCAGCAAUGUGAAGCAGUUAAAAGGGCUCCCUAUAAUCAACUGGAACCUAUUUUUGAGGCCCUGGAUAGUCUAGGCAAUACCAAAUGGAGGAUAAACCAAAGGUUGCUUGAUGUGAUUAGCCAGAUAUGGACUAGUGGAGGACGGCUUGCUGACCUGGUCGAUCGUGAUGAUGUUCCCCUUCCUGAGGAACCAAACACAGAAGAUGAAGAAGAAAUCCGAAAAUGGAAAAGGCAAGUCAAAACUAUCAUGAAGGAGAACAAUGAAAGGCAUUCACAACGAUGUGAAAUAGAACUUAAACUAGCGGUUGCACGGAAGAUGAAGGAAGAAAAAGGCUUCUACUAUCCCCACAAUGUUGAUUUUCGAGGGCGUGCUUAUCCCAUGCAUCCAUAUCUGAACCACCUUGGUUCUGAUUUAUGUCGAGGCAUACUUGAAUUUGCAGAGGGACGCCCUCUAGGAAAGUCAGGAUUGCGCUGGCUGAAAAUUCAUCUGGCAAAUUUGUAUGCUGGUGGUGUGGACAAGCUAUGUUAUGAGAGCCGAGUAGCAUUUACUGAGAACCACCUGGAUGAUGUAUUUGAUUCUGCAGACAGGCCCCUUGAAGGAAGGCGCUGGUGGUUGGAAGCCGAGGAUCCUCUUCAGUGCUUGGCAGCAUGCAUCAAUCUCUCUGAAGCAUUGAGAAGCCCCACUCCUGAGACUACCAUUUCACAUGUGCCUGUCCAUAUGGAUGGUUCGUGCAAUGGGUUACAACACUAUGCAGCCCUCGGGAGGGAUAAGUUGGGAGCUGCUGCAGUCAAUCUUGUUCGUGGAGACCGGCCUGCAGAUGUUUACUCAGGAAUUGCUUCGAGAGUGCUUGAAAUCAUGAGAAAAGAUGCAGAGAAAGAUCCCGAAACUAAUUCAAAUGCAUUGCGUGCUAGACUUCUGCUCAACCAGGUAGAUCGCAAAUUGGUGAAGCAGACAGUGAUGACGUCAGUCUAUGGUGUGACUUAUGUCGGGGCCCGUGAUCAGAUCAAGAGGAGGCUAAAGGAGCGCUGUGCUAUCGAGGAUGACUCAGAGCUGUUUUCUGCUUCUUGCUAUGCAGCAAAAACCACUCUUACUGCCUUAGAAGAGAUGUUUGAGGCUGCAAGAAGUAUCAUGAGUUGGCUUGCUGAUUGUGCAAAGGUGAUAGCUUCAACUAACGAACCAGUGCGGUGGACCACUCCCAUUGGGCUUCCUGCGGUACAACCUUACAGACAAAUAGGAAGAUCUAUUAUAAAAACUUCCCUUCAGGUAUUGUCAUUGCGACGGGAGACUGACAAGGUCUUAGUUAAAAGGCAGAGUACUGCUUUCCCCCCAAACUUUGUUCACUCUCUUGACGGUUCUCACAUGAUGAUGACUGCAGUCGCUUGUAAAAAAGCAGGACUGGAUUUUGCAGGGGUACAUGAUUCAUAUUGGACACAUGCAUGUGAUGUUGAUGAAAUGAACAGGAUACUAAGGGAAAAGUUUGUUGAACUCUAUGAGGCUCCAAUACUGGAAAAUUUGUUGGAGAGCUUUCAGAAGUCUUUUCCCAAGUUGAACUUUCCUCCCUUACCAGAGCGGGGAGACUUCGAUCUUCGAGAGGUUCUGAAUUCUCAGUAUUUUUUCAACUAGGCUUGAGGAACUCAAGUUGCUUGUUCCACCAUUACCUGUGGAGUCCAGUUCAAUCUAACAGAAUUUGUACAUAUCUGCUAGUACGGAGUUGCAAAGGUGUCAACUGUCAAGGACUAACUCGAAAAAGAAAGAUAGAAAAAAGAAUGCAAAUAUAGAUUUGAGUGACAAUAUUUAUGUCCUGCAGGAAUCCAGAACCUGUAUGCAUUAUAAGUUUGAGCAGCAGUUAUCCCCUCCUUUACUGUGAAGGAUAUGAAGAAUAAGGUGAUUUAACUUGGAUGAGUUGCAAAACAGGGGAAGUUGCCAAUAAGGAUUUAAAGCAUGCAAUCUGUUUGUAUACGGUAGUUGUAAAGAAGAAUAAGAAAGCAUUGAAGUUUUGUUUCCAUUUUAAGUAAAGGUGAUUAGAUAGAAGCAUAUGUAUCAUUUUGUUAUUCUUACUA